GCUGCAUAUGGACCGUUGGAUGCCUUCUACUGCUGUACAGCACCUGAAGGCACAGCACUGAAGCGCAACAUCUUGAACGUCAUGCAAAAUAUCUAGUGCUAGCUGCAAGACCCUGUGGAACAGUGUGGACAGAGGACCACAGAUACGGACUUUGCCUCAUUUCUGUUUGCUCCAAGCAUUUUAUUAGGAGCUAGGUGGGAUAUCAGGAUCUAGCUGCUACUGGUACAGGUUCAUGGCCGGAUGUUAGUUGGCGGAUGCAUUAUGCCUGAGACAUCAGUCCAUUUCUAGCACAUGUGAUACUUGCUGGAGCACUAUCACAACACUGGAGCACUGGAACUAAAUGACAGCAAUGCAAGACGUAAAGAAGAGGGUAUGGAAGCAGGUGUUUGUAUCGGUGUUGGUUAUAGCAGGGACCCUGCUCUGCUACUCGGUGUACACAUUGUGGAGCAGUUCAGUUGUCUUGGUUGGAUUCUGGCAUCCACAUCACAUCAGUGACAGCCACUCUAUCAUUCCACUUGGUAAUGGCACCGACGAUGCAUUAGUGCCAAACCUUGUGCAUCUUGUGCGGUUCGGGAAUCCAGUCAUCACCUUUGUCGAGCUGAUAUGCAUCAAAGCAGCACUAUUGUACAUCAAACCAAAGAAGUUAUAUAUUCAUUGUGAUAAUGCACCUAAGGGACGUUACUGGGAUGAGAUCAGUAACCACAGCGACAUUGAGGUGGUGUACUUGGAGCGGCCGAGGCAGGUGUUUGGUAUUGCCAUAGAUGUUGUGCAGCAUGCGUCCGACGUCGCGCGACUGCAGAUAUUGAUGCAGCUAGGUGGCAUAUACCUCGACAAUGAUGUCUUCGUCUGCCGAUCCUUUGACGAGUUUCGGCAUUACACGUUCACGGUGGGCUGGCCGACUAAGGAUGCUCUCAUCGGCAAUCAGAUUCUCAUCAGCACGAAGGACGCGCCAUUUCUCCUCGAGUACUACGACUCGUAUCACAAGUUUGACGACAGUCAGUGGUACUACAACGCAGGGCAGGUUCCCACAGAUGAUAUUCUGAGGAAGAAUCCUGAUAUUGCUCACACUGUUCCGGAUGAAGUUUUCGGCGUUUCAGUCGGGCUCAUCUAUACGAUUUUUCUACAGAAGACUGACUGGCACAAGUGGCAUGCAUUACAUUUGCUGUACCGUCACAGACCGUAUCUGACCAAAGAUGAUCCAAUCAAAGAACAUGACCCAAUAAACAUCAAGAAACUAGAUACAACAUUUGGGGCAAUGGCUCGGUCUGUGUUACCUUACGUAUCUUUAUAUGUGAUGCAAGAUGGGAGGACGUAUGAGCUAAAAAAACAACAACUAAGUUAUCGAACGGCCAACUAUUGGAGAGAGCAGUGAAAACUUGGUGGUAACAUUCCGAGAUGGAUUUAUUGGCACAAGUUAACUUGCAACUUUAAAGUCCAUCUUUAUAGUUGGUUUUUUAUUAUUGCUGUUAGUUGCAGUGGAGCACUUACCUUGCUGUGUGACUUCCUGGGGAUUUUAUAGCUCGCCCGGAGAAAGAUUUCAAUUGCGCUACAUAGCGCCUAGUGAAAAUGGUCACAGUCUUUCUGUUAAAAUCUGUGAUGACGUAUAUUCAUGGUCAUUGUGUAUCACUGCAAUAGGUUUACGUAGAUGUUCACUCACUGCCCCUGCAAGAUCACCGUCUGCCUCGAUUGUUCCAUUACAGUUGUAUGCAUUCAAGUCCGGAAAGAUGUUGCGUUGAAAGCAGUGGAGUAAAAAUGGUCAAUUCAUAGAAUGUGAAGUUUAUUCGGUUUUUCAUAAAACAGAGCUGGUGGUGAAACGUUUACGUAAUUUAGGAUGUUAUGGUACAUUUUCACUAAAAUAUAAAAGACAUGCUCUGCUUGUAUUAUAACAUUGGAACUAGUCACACUUAAUAAGAUGUGCUAUACCGGUUUGUUUAGUAGGCCUACACUGUGAAAAUGGCCUUCUUGUCCAAAUAUUGUGUUACCAGAUUUCCAAAGAUUGUGUUAUAUAGGUGUUAAACCAAUUGUUUUAAUGUGUUUGAAUGUUUUGAAGCUGCUAGUGUUGCUGGGAAAUGACAUGGAAUCGGGAUAAGUAUAUGCUAUUUAAUUGUGUUUUGUUUGUGAUAUUUUGAAAGUGAGGAAGGAAUAAAAAGGGGAUUGGGAACAGCGGAAGGACGGAGAGAGUAGUGAGUGCGUCAUAGAGAGAUAGGGAAGGGGAAUUACAGAAAGAAGUGAGGAGGGAGGUAGAGACAGAAAUAAAGAGAUACAUACCGAGUCAAUGACAGUGAUAUACACUAAGACACAGAGAAGGGGGUGGCGGGAAAGAGAGCGGUGGAUGGAAGGGUGGAGAUAGAGAAAAGGUAUGGGUAGAGGACAUGGAGUGAGGUAGAGGGAGGUGGCAGGGAGAGAAGAGGCGAUCAAGGGUAUGGAGUGGAAAGUGGGGAUGAAUGGGAUGGAGGGUGCAUAAUGUGUGUAUGCGUGCGUGCGUGCAUGCAUGUGUGCGUGUGUCUGAAAGAGCGGAGGCAGCUAGAGAUAUAAGAAACAUAUUACAUAUUGUUUGUGCAGCUGUAGAAGUUUAUGUUUAACUGUGGAAAUGUCAAAAUAUACGAAAUACCCUAAUAAACUUUCAAUCAGUGUAAAUAA
This is a messenger RNA of Priapulus caudatus, 2640 nucleotides long. RefSeq lists its product as uncharacterized. NCBI's taxonomy places the organism in Eukaryota, Metazoa, Priapulida, Priapulimorpha, Priapulimorphida, Priapulidae. The transcript has 5 exons. Bases 341 to 1372 code for a protein of 343 amino acids. The record is from RefSeq and is a predicted model, not a curated record.